AUAAAGUUUGCCAACAAGAACAAAAAAAGGAAUUAAGAGGUAUAAACAUAAUCUGGUAAUAUCUAAGCAACGUAUUAUAAUUCACUUUCAACAAAAAAAACAUCAAUAAUAAAAGAGCUGAUAUGGUUUCAGUUCCCUUUCUAGCAGCAGAUGGUGAUAUGAGCGAAACUACCUUUCUUUUAACAAGAGCUUCAAGACUGGGAGUGGAGACUCUCACAAAACCGAUAGAAACCAAUAUUAAGUCAGUGGAGAAUCUAACACAAGCAGGCAGCAAGUCCGGCACAGUGCAGCAAGCAGAGAGCAAGUCGGCGCAGUGUAGCAAGCAGAGAGCAAGUCGGCACAGUGCAGCAAGCAGAGAGGGGUCCGGCACAGGCAGCAAGUCCGGCACAGUGCAACAAGCAGCAAAGAGCAAGUCCGGCACAGUGCAGCAAGCAGCAGAGAGCAAGUCCGACACAAGCAACAAGCAGCAGAGAACAAGUCCAGCACAAGCAGCAAGCGCAGAGACAAAGUUCAGCAGUCAGCAGGAUGAACUCCAGCAGAUCUGCAGGCUGCAGCUAACAGCUUUGACAGCAGCUCCAGGAGCAGAUCUGUAACAGCUCCAACAGCAGAUUUGCAAUAGAUCUGUAGCAGCAAG
Messenger RNA from Rubroshorea leprosula, 634 nucleotides. The record is from the annotation of a GenBank genome assembly. NCBI's taxonomy places the organism in Eukaryota, Viridiplantae, Streptophyta, Magnoliopsida, Malvales, Dipterocarpaceae.